AUGGUGGUGCAACUCAGCAAAGCCCUCGCGAGCACAAGCUCACAUACCCUUUUUGGGGACGGAAACUCAAUCACCGGCACAGAAUUGAUGAGCGCCGAGCCGUUGGAGGAUCUGCCAGAAGCCAGUUCCUCGGAGGAGAGCGUGGACCUCUCAUGCGCGCAGGCCUGCGCUCUGGUCCACGACGCCUUCAAGUCAGCGUCUACCCAGCUGCAUUCCCCAAGCGACGACGGAAUUCUAGAGCCCAUCGAGCCCCCCGCGGUUGAGAUGAUCAGCAGUGGCUCCGCCAUCGGACCGCAAUCACCACAACUCGUCGAGAUCAAGCUCGACAGCAAUGCCCGGACAGAACGCUCCGAAAAACAGUACACGGCUGCGGAGCCGCAGAAGGCUGCUCGAGGAUCGUAUCUUUACAUACCCGGAGUUGGUUUUGUGUACCAAGAGGAUGGCGACGAGCUAGGCUACAAAGCCCCCGUCACACUGUAG
This is a messenger RNA of Cordyceps fumosorosea ARSEF 2679, 480 nucleotides long. RefSeq lists its product as hypothetical. Lineage: Eukaryota; Fungi; Ascomycota; Sordariomycetes; Hypocreales; Cordycipitaceae. The record is from RefSeq and is a predicted model, not a curated record. Bases 1 to 480 code for a protein of 159 amino acids. The transcript is spliced from 2 exons.